UGCUUUGCGCUGCAGGAAUUUGUGAUCGCGCGGUGGGAUUUGGGAUCAAUCAGAAUUUCAUGCGUGUUGCCAAUCUUUUUUUUAUGUUUGGGGGGUAAGGUUUGAUAGGGAUUGUUGGGGCCAAAUUUCCCCAAAUCUUCUGGGACUAGCGUUGCCGACAGUUGCUUCAGUGGUCGUCUGCAUCGACCAGCGCCGCAGGGAUCCGCCGCCGCUGCCAAGAUCCGCCUCUGUGGCCGUGGAUUCCACACCACAGCCGCUCCAGUUCAUGUCUUGACAGACUACGGAUGCUGGGAUCCAUGCUUGCCGCUCUUGAUCGCUUCAUCCAAUCUUUGCUGAGGCGGCGAUGAUGGGUGUACCGCGUAUUCAAUGUGAUGUUAGGAUGUUCAGUUUCUACGCUAAUUGAUACGCUUGGGCGGUUUUUGCUCACUAAGGCCGAUCAAGUCCGGGCUUCAAUUGUAUUUCACGCAUUACAUGCCUUGCUGGUUUUAUUUGUUGUUUGUAACUUGCUAUGCAAACUUUCCUGGUGGGUGGGCAUUAGCUGCAAAUUGUAGAUAGGAUGAUCACUUAGAUAGACCCUUCUCUGCAUUUGAUCAUCUAGAACUUACACUUUUCAACUGCUGUUUCUCUGCAGCAACGUCCUUUCGUUAUACACCACCCAUUGCAAGCAUUCCGCUCGGAGCUGCAUAACAUCAUCUCCCUAGAAGUCAAAAAUAUAUAUGGGCUGAUUUUAACAUUUCAUGGGAGGUUUUGAAGACGAUGAACCACCCUCGAAACGCGCAAGAGCAUCCUCAGUAGAACCAGCAAGUUUGUUAGAUAGUUUUUCUUGCUUGAAACCUGCCGCUCCUUUGGGAAGCACAAUGGCUAGACCUUUGCCUUCCCAGGGGAAAGAAGUUAUGGUUGGCUCUAAAGGUGUUAUUAAGAGGGAUGAAUUUGUGAGGAUAAUCACAAAGGCUCUGUAUAGCCUUGGUUAUGAAAAAAGCGGAGCAGUUCUUGAGGAAGAAUCAGGAAUAACUCUGCAUUCCCCAACAGUGAAUCUUUUCAGAAGGCAGGUACUUGAUGGGAAUUGGGAUAGUGCAGUGGUUACCUUGAAGAAGGUUGGCCUUUUGGACGAAAACAUUGUAAAGUCUGCUAUAUUUCUGAUACUGGAACAAAAAUUUCUUGAACUUUUGAGAAAUGACAAUGUCAUGGGUGCUAUAAGGACUUUGCAGAGUGAAAUUACACCACUUGGUGUCAACAAAAAAAGAGUUCAUGAACUGUCAGGCUGCAUAAUUUCUUCUCCACAGCAUGUAUUACUUGGUUUUUCGAAGCUUGGCAUUGAAUCUUCAAACUCACGGCUGAAGCUGCUAGAGGAAUUGCAAAAGGUGCUUCCCCCAACUGUUAUGGUACCAGAGAGGAGGUUAGAGAAUUUGCUUGAGCAAGCACUUACUGUCCAGCGUGAAGCUUGUUAUUUCCAUAAUUCUAUUGAUGGCUUGUCACUCUACACUGAUCAUCACUGUGGGAAGGAUCAGCUACCAUCUUGCACGGUGCAGGUUCUGCGUGCACACCGUGAUGAAGUAUGGUUUCUUCAAUUUUCAAACAAUGGAAAGUAUUUAGCCUCAGCAUCAAAUGAUAAAUCCGCAAUCAUAUGGAAGGUUGAUGAAGAUGGAGAGCUAUUGCUAAAGCACACAUUGACUGGUCAUGACAAGCCAGUCAUGAUGGUUGCAUGGAGCCCUGAUGAUUGCCAGCUUCUCACAUGUGGAAUGGAAGAAGUCAUUCGGUGUUGGGAUGUUGAAUCUGGCAAAUGUCUUCAUGUUUAUGAAAAGUCUGGCAUUGGUCUGAUCUCAUGUGGUUGGUUUCCAGAUGGAAAGCAUAUAUUGUCUGGUCUAACUGAUCAUAACUUUUGCUUGUGGGAUUUAGAUGGUAAAGAAGUAGAUUGUUGGAAAGGCCAGAGAUCAUCUAAAACAUCUGAUUUUGCCGUAUCAAACGAUGGCAAGCUUAUAAUAAGCAUGAAUAGAGAGUCCACCAUUCGUUUAUUUGAUCGGGAGACAAAACAGGAGAGAUUGAUUGAGGAGGACAAUACAAUCACAUCAUUUUCUCUUUCAGAAGAUGGUGAUUUCUUGCUUGUAAACCUUAUAAGUGAGGCGAUUCAUUUGUGGAACAUAAGGAAUUGCCCCAUUCGAGUUAACCGGUAUGCUGGUCAUAAGCGCAGCCGGUUUGUGAUAAGGUCUUGUUUUGGUGGAUCCGAGCAGGCCUUUAUUGCUAGUGGUAGUGAAGAUUCACAGAUCUAUAUAUGGCAUAGAGCUACUGGAGAUCUUAUUGAAACUCUGCCUGGUCACACCGGCACGGUCAACUGUGUGAGCUGGAAUCCUGCGAAUCCGCACAUGCUUGCAUCUGCAAGUGAUGAUCACACAAUUCGUAUAUGGGGUUUAAAGAAGGCCAAUCUGAAGCGCAAGGAUGUUGGCAGCAGCAAUGGGAUCUAUGCAAAUGGUAAUACACCCAGCAAUGGUGUGGUACACCAGUGCAACGGGAACAGCAGCAAAUGAACAUGGCUUGCUAACCAAUGGAUGGAUGACUGGCAUUUGUAAAUCCCCUUUUCCUUCCCUUUCCUUUAGUUUCCUAUCCAUCAGGGAGGACGCCAUAGUAAAACAAAGCUCUGCAGCACAUAGUGUGGGGAAACCUGCUGGGUUUCAUGCACGAUCUCUCAUGUAUUCCAUCUUACUGUUUGUCACAUUUAUUUCUUAAUUCAUGCUGAAAAGAUAUUUCGAUACUAUAUUGCACCUUAAAGGUCUUUCUGUUCCCUUCAUUCUUAGUGCUUAUGGUAACAAGUGUUGUGAUUUAAGUGCUGAUUGAUCAAGCACAGAACAGAUUGUAACUGGGUAACCUAGGGAGAAAAGGUCAUCUUUAAUGUAAUGCAACAUCUAUGAUCGUCAUUGCCACUACCCCAAAUUUAAAGAACUAAAGCAUGUUUCAUUUGAAA
Oryza sativa Japonica Group (Japanese rice) is the source of this 2956-nucleotide messenger RNA. Lineage: Eukaryota; Viridiplantae; Streptophyta; Magnoliopsida; Poales; Poaceae. The record is from RefSeq and is a predicted model, not a curated record.